GGGCUUUCUCUUUCUCUUCGCUUCCUGGGCACGGGGAGGCCGGGAGGCGGUGGCGGGCGCGGCUUGACCCCCGGAGCCGUCGGGGAGCGAGGAUGAUGUACCUGAAGCCGUCCUGGGCGCAGGGCUGCGGCGGCCUCCUGCACCUGGCCGUCCUGCUGAGCCUAGCGGGGCUCCGCGUGGACCUGGACCUCUAUCUGCUGCUCCCCCCGCCGCCGCCCCUGCUUCGGGAUCCCUGGACGCUGCAGGGGAGCCCCGGCGGCGCCGCCUACGCGCUGCCUUCCUUCCAAGAAGGAGCCGUCGGGGGCUGGGGCCAGCCGCAUCCCAAGCGCCCGGACGGGGACUCAGCCUUGCCGUCCGAGGGGCAGCGGCUGCUGCAGGAGGUGCGCGCGCUGGGGGUCCUCUUCAUCCCGUGCACGCACGUGGAUGCCUGGCUGGUGCAGUGCGUGGCUUCGGCCGGGGGCGCCGACGGGCCCCCGACCCUGCUGGGGAACGCCGCCCCGACCGAGGCGAGCGGGGAAGCGGGCCUUGGAGACCCUGGCGGUAGUAGCAGCGGUGGCGGCAGCGGGCCGGCCCGAGGUGAGGUCAAAGAGCAGGAGGCUAGAGAAGAUAAGCCCCCGACGGCUGCCCCAGCCCCAGGAGGCGUCGAGACCGGCGGCGGCGGCGGCGUCGAGGAGCUGAGACGAGGUGAAGGGACUGGCCUAAGGUCACAUAGGCUGCAGAGCCAGGAUGCCAACGGAGAGGCCUCCGACUCUGGGGUCUCCUUCCACUCCCUCACUCACUGUGCGGCUAGCCGGGACAGUGUAGACGAGAUUCGGAAGCUUAGCUCUGCCUCACUCCCAGAUGGGCCCAGACACAGGCUCCUCAAAGGCGUCAUGUGCCAGCGGAAGUCGGGUAGCAUCCGAGCUGCCCCUCAGCACCCACCUGGUGACCAGAGAGCUAAGGAUGCCCUGGGGGCCAGUGCUCCAGAAUCAGCCCAAGCUCCGACCCCACAGCUCAGUGGCUGGCCCCUGGAGGUUUCCUGCCUUGAACCCAGGGGCCUGAACCCAGGGGCCUGGGGGGCCUUCUGGUGCGGAAGCUCCCUCCCCCUAGACAUCAUUGUCUCCUCUGUAGUCUUAGAGGAGGGGUUCUCAGCCUUUUUAAGCCCCCAGGAGAGAAGAAACUUGCCCAAAGUCAGCCAGGUGGAGAGGUCACCUCCUUGGCCCAUGACUCCCCAACCAGCUGCCUCAUCCACGGCCCACAGCCAGGCACCCCGGCUUUGCAGCUCCAGUCCCAGAUCUCUUUGCCCCCAGCUCUCUCUGGAGGCCUGCUUGGGUGGGCGUCUUCAGUCUCCGAUGGAACCCAGGAAUUGGCGUGUACCAGGCGUGGGUGCUGGCCUCAUUGGCCUCUGGAGCUCCAUCUUCUUUCUGAUGCCCGGGUUGAUGAAGUUUCACAGGUGUGCCUGUCAAAGGCUCUCCUUCCCCGGAGGAGUUAUUACACGCAAGCCAUCCAGCCCUCGGUUACUCAGCAGAUUCUGGAACAGCAAGAGGAGGGUUUCACAAUUUAAAGAGUGUUGUCCUGAACGGCUUUAUAGCCUGUUUACCAAGGACAAGAGCAAUGGGGACGAGAUGGACACAGCCUGGUCUCUGGAAGACAUCUUCCAUUUGAUGGCGCCUCCAAUGGAGAGUUCCCUGGAGGGCAUUUCGUCUCGGCCCCUGCCUCUUCUCUGUAAUAGCAGCAGUGAUGGUGUGGACGCUCCUGGCCAGUACAGCAUGAACUUCAGCCAGGCGAUCAGUCACGACGUAAGCCUCCGUGAGGCCAUGUUGUCAUGCCCGGACGCAUCCAGACAAGACCCAACAGCCGGGCAUCCGCAGACCCAGGAUGCAUUCUUACCACUGAAUUCCAGCAAUGCCCUUCCUCUUCCAGGGAUGGACUGGGCAGGCUUUUCUCCAUCGACGGAGAGUAGGACUAGGAACCUAACAGCCCAAGACCUUCUCUUGGACCUUGAUGAAAACGUAUUUGAUGAGAUAAAUUUAAUAUCUUUUGCCACGGAGGAGGGCUUUGACCCGAUGGAGGUUUCCCAGCUCUUUGAAGAACCAGAUUCUGAUUCUGGACUUUCCUUAAAUUCCAGCCACAGCAGCACAUCCGUGACCAAUCUUAACUCAUCAGCUUCCCUGUGUGAUGAUGAAGGUGCCGUGGGUUACAGUAGUGAUGCUGAAUCUCUCUCUCACCGGGGGCUAGAGGGAGCUGUCGGAGGUCACUGGCUAGAGAGCAGUGAGCUGUGCUGUAUGUCGGAUUCAGAUCUUUCCGGAGAACCUACAUUGGAACAUAUUCUUCACAACCACACUUACUACCUACUGCCAAGCCCACCAUCCUCUGAACCUCUCCUUCCAUGGGCCCAAAAGUCCCACACUGUAAAAAGGAACAGCAACCUUAAUGACCAGGACACCGCCCUGGGCCAGGACAAACCCCACACCAAAACCCUGUGCCUUCCCUUCUCGGUGGAUGAAAUUGUCAGCAUGCCUGUUGACUCCUUCAACAGCGUGUUAGCCAAGAGCUUCCUGACAGAUACACAAGUGUCCCUGCUCCGGGACAUUCGCAGAAGAGGCAAAAAUAGAGUCGCUGCCCAGAACUGCCGCAAACGCAAACUGGAUGUGAUGCUGAGCCUGGAGGAGGAUGUAUGCAGCCUUCAAGCCCAAAGGGAGAGCCUUACACUGGAGAGGGCCCAGUAUAGUAAGUCGCUGCACCUCAUGAAACAGAAGCUACACAACCUUUAUCGGGAUGUUUUCAGUAGGUUAAGGGAUGACCAGGGCAGGCCUGUCAACCCCAACCUGUACGCGCUUCAUUGUGGCCAGGAUGGCAGUGUUUUAAUUGUGCCCAAAGAACUGACUUCCAGUCUUAAAAAAGACAAUCAAAAGGAAAAGGAGAGAAAAUGAGGGGAGGGAUUCUAUAAACUGGACCUCUCUGGAGGGAAGGUUACAUUGGUGAAGGCCGCCUGGGGAAAUGGGGUCACAUUAACAAUUGAAAUGGAAUUGUGAACAUGCUGAAUCUUGGUGACUUCUAAUUCGGCACAGUUUAGGCUACUGCUGUCCAGAGGUGCUCAUUCCUGAAUGAUCAAAUUAACAUUUAACUGACCCAAAAACCCAAGCAAAGUUCUUCAAGUUCAGUUCACGGGGAGGUAUUGCUUAUUGGGGGCAGCCAUGCUUUUCAGCAAGUCUUCAUUCGGUAGGUACCAUACUACCCCUCCCAAAAGAGGUGAUAGACCACAAUUUCUCAGUCAGAAGAAGGAUGUGAAAGCCCGGGACAAACUCUUGGGUAGUGGCCACGUUUUGUAGUAAGAUGGUCACUUUCAAGGCAAAAAAAAAAAAUCCUUUGUUAGAAAAAGAUUCCAUAUUUUCAUAUGGAGUAGCCUCUUAAAAUUCAAAGUGAUCUUUUGUUCUUAUUGAGUUCUAACUCUUUGUGAGUCAAAACUAUUUGGGCUUUUCUUGGCAAAGGUAGUGGAGUGGUUUGCCAUUUCCUUCUCCAGCUCAUUUUGUAGACAAGGAAAC
This is a messenger RNA of Vombatus ursinus (common wombat), 3524 nucleotides long. It is a transcript of the gene NFE2L3, whose product is annotated as nuclear factor, erythroid 2 like 3. Lineage: Eukaryota; Metazoa; Chordata; Mammalia; Diprotodontia; Vombatidae. The transcript has 7 exons. Gene Ontology annotation, biological process: regulation of transcription by RNA polymerase II. The coding region runs from base 93 to 2912 and encodes 939 amino acids. The record is from RefSeq and is a predicted model, not a curated record. Gene Ontology annotation, cellular component: nucleus. Gene Ontology annotation, molecular function: RNA polymerase II cis-regulatory region sequence-specific DNA binding; DNA-binding transcription factor activity, RNA polymerase II-specific.